Messenger RNA from Ipomoea triloba (trilobed morning glory), 1477 nucleotides. RefSeq names its product nuclear transcription factor Y subunit A-6-like. Gene Ontology annotation, molecular function: DNA-binding transcription factor activity, RNA polymerase II-specific; RNA polymerase II cis-regulatory region sequence-specific DNA binding. Gene Ontology annotation, biological process: regulation of transcription by RNA polymerase II. Bases 281 to 844 code for a protein of 187 amino acids. The transcript has 5 exons. The record is from RefSeq and is a predicted model, not a curated record. Lineage: Eukaryota; Viridiplantae; Streptophyta; Magnoliopsida; Solanales; Convolvulaceae.
AUAAAGAAAUUAAAGUUGCUGGUUUUUGCUGUCUCUUUUUGGUUCAAAUUAAAAAUUGGUGUGAAUAGGGGAAUAUUGGAUAGAUAUAUAUGCUUUGUUGUUAUUAGUUGAUGAUUAAUAUUACAGAAAAUGUGUAGAACUUGAUGGGGUUUGAUGCUGGGGAUUAAUUGGGGAAGAGAUAGAUAGAUAGAUCUUGGAUUCUUGGGAGAUGAUGGUUGACUUUACAAUGAGUGCUUCUUUAUUUAUUUAAUAUAUUUUUCUUUAUUAAAACCUUUAAUUUAUGAAUUAUUGUGUUACCAUAAUUAUAAUCAUAUAUAUAAAAUGUCCAAUUGUUAGUAGUACGUUCAAAAGAGUCAUGAGGCCAGCUUUCUUGGUUGACAAUUUGGAAGUUUCAACCAAUUCCAAUUCCUCCCAGCAAGCUGAAACAGGCCAAGCCACUACUAUUCUUCACUCUUCUUACAAUUGCUCCGGGGACGACCCUAACUUCAAUGGAUUAAUAUUUACCGCUUAUGGAACUCAAGUAAAUCCUCAUGAGGUAGUUGGUUUUUCAAGUGCUCGGCUACCGCUGCCAUUUGAUGUUGCAGAUGAUGGACUCAUUUUUGUGAAUGCAAAGCAGUAUCAUGGAAUACUAAGAAGGAGACAGAUGCGGGCAAAGCUUGUGGCACAAAACAGACUACUCAAAACUAGAAAGCCAUAUAUGCACGAGUCUCGCCAUCUCCACGCUGUUAACAGGGUGAGGGGUUCCGGAGGACGUUUUCUCAGCUCAAAGAAACCACACCACCACAACUCUCCAUCAUCAUCACCCAACUCAGUUCAGGCUUCCACGUCUGCCAUUGCUCCAUAGGGCAUGCCCAAUCACAGGUAGGCACAAUUCAUCAUCUUUGAUGAGGAGAGGUAAAGGGUUUUGGAGCAUUUUGAAUGCAUUUGGAGUCAAUGAGAGCCAAAUAUGAAGCUAUGGAGAUGGAUGUAACACUUCUAAUGAAGCCUAAGAUUGGUUUCAAUGGUGUUGGUCAUUUGGGCGUACCAAAAGAAAAGAGAAGCAAAAAAUCAAGGAGUUAUAAUUCUCGCACUGCACGUCAACGUCUUAGUAUUUUACCAUAUCUCAGCCUAGGAAUGUCUAAAUGAGGUGAUUCUUGAGCCAUUAGAAAGAAGACUCUAAGGACUACAACUUUCAUGAUAACUAUAAACCCGAAAUCGAAAGAAAAAAAAGGGUUAAAAUCAGCCUGCAAACCGGACAUUUGUCGUAAGAGGACUCUCGAUGCGUCGAGAAGAGGCAGAAUGCCACCGUUUUUGCUCUGAAUUAGCUUGACGCUUUGAGAACCCCAGAUCUACAGAUUUUUAACCCGCCCCUAUUCCUAUUUAAGUCAGUUUUCACUCAUUUAUCCCUGGUUUUUUACCCUGUUCGAACCCUAGACACUUUCUUUCACUUCCUUUCAUAUUUCUAAGUUAGAUUAGGUUUAGAUUUAGGUUCCUAAAC